Molecule: messenger RNA, 1172 nt
Organism: Panthera uncia (snow leopard)
Lineage: Eukaryota; Metazoa; Chordata; Mammalia; Carnivora; Felidae
Product: DCN1-like protein 5
Biological process (GO): positive regulation of ubiquitin-protein transferase activity; protein neddylation
Cellular component (GO): ubiquitin ligase complex
Molecular function (GO): ubiquitin-like protein binding; ubiquitin conjugating enzyme binding; cullin family protein binding
Source: RefSeq, a predicted model, not a curated record
GAGUGUGUGAGUGGUGGCGGUGCCGCGCUGUCCGGGUUCUGUCGUCCCGGAGGGAGCGAGCCGCGGUGCCCCCCGGCCAGGAGCGCCCCCGGCCCCACGCGGAGGACCAGGAGGGGACCUGGGGGCGGGCUGCGGCCGCGCUGGGCCGCGCUGGGGCGGGCUGGCGGCCCCGCUCCUGCGCCUGCUGCUGUCCCUGGGACCCGGGUGCCGGCACUGAGGCGUCCCCGGCGGACAGCGACCCCCUUCCCCGGCUCCCCUGGCCGCCCCGCCGGGGAGGGCGGAAGAUGCCGGUGAAGAAGAAGAGAAAAUCCCCGGGGGUGGCAGCGGCAGUGGCGGAAGACGGAGGCCUCAAGAAGUGUAAAAUCUCAGGUCCUGAUGAAGUUGUAGGGCCAGAAGGAAUGGAAAAAUUUUGUGAAGACAUUGGUGUUGAACCUGAAAAUAUUAUUAUGUUAGUUUUAGCGUGGAAAUUGGAGGCUGAAAGCAUGGGAUUUUUUACCAAGGAAGAAUGGUUAAAGGGGAUGACUUCAUUACAGUGUGACUGCACAGAAAAGUUACAGAACAAAUUUGACUUUUUGCGCUCACAGUUGAAUGAUAUUUCUUCGUUUAAGAAUAUCUACAGAUAUGCCUUUGAUUUUGCAAGGGAUAAAGAUCAGAGAAGCCUUGAUAUCGACACUGCUAAGUCUAUGCUCGCCCUGCUGCUUGGAAGGACAUGGCCGCUGUUUUCAGUGUUUUACCAGUACCUGGAGCAAUCAAAGUAUCGUGUUAUGAACAAAGAUCAGUGGUACAAUGUGUUAGAAUUCAGCAGAACUGUCCAUGCCGAUCUUAGUAACUACGAUGAAGAUGGUGCUUGGCCUGUUCUUCUCGAUGAAUUUGUUGAGUGGCAGAAAAUCCGUCAGACAUCAUAGCAAGAGCUCUUGCGGAGAAAAUGCAAACCUUCUGAUGCCCACGUGUGUACAGGCUAAUGAGAGGAGAAAUCCAAAGGCUGCAUUUUCCUUCAUGUGAAAGACUUCUCCUAGUACUUUGUUUUCCUUUUUUUUAAAAGGAAGUUUUCUUGUUACAUGUGAUGGGCAUUGAGCCACACCUCUUCUGAGACUGAGUAUCCAAGUUUUGUUUUGGGUUAUGUUUAUAACAUUUAUUUCAGAACAAUAAAGAUUCAGAUUUGUGACAAAGGC